Molecule: messenger RNA, 378 nt
Organism: Prorocentrum cordatum
Lineage: Eukaryota; Dinophyceae; Prorocentrales; Prorocentraceae
Source: the annotation of a GenBank genome assembly
GGCCCCGCGCAGUGGUUCCUCACGCCCAGCGGCGGCUGGUGGUGCUCCACGUGCCGAAAGGUGCUCCCUGUUGGAAGCCCAAUGUACGGGAACCGCAAGUCGUGGGACAUGUGCGAGUCGUGCGCAAACAUUGGCUUCGAGGACGUGGCCGCCCCGCCGCGCUGGGCCGCGCCCGCGCCGGAGGCGUGGUCCAGCAGCACGUCGCCCACGGAGGCCAGCGCGGCCUGCGUCCCGGAGGCGCUCGCCGAAGGCCCCUGCCUGCUGCCGCCGGCGUACCUGAAGCCGAAGGGCGCCGCCUCCUGCGCGUCCACGGGCGUGUCCUCCACGGCGCGGAACGGCGGCGGGGACUUCCCCGAGCUGGAGUCCACCAUCUUCGAG